Molecule: messenger RNA, 1547 nt
Organism: Daldinia loculata
Lineage: Eukaryota; Fungi; Ascomycota; Sordariomycetes; Xylariales; Hypoxylaceae
Exons: 1
Coding region: 84-1496 (470 amino acids)
Source: RefSeq, a predicted model, not a curated record
CAUUAACAAGCAAGUACAUCAUCAGGGAGCACUUCGAUAUACAAACCCUCCUUUUUAUAAGCAAAACUCCAACUAUUCGUAAUAUGGAUCAAAACUUGCUACGACUGAUUUUCGACAGUCCCGUCGAAAUUCAGGUCAUGAUUCUCGGUCAAUUGAGUGUAAAAGAGUUACAUACAGUGCUCUUGGGAAAUCCACAGUUUAUGGAGGUGAUUGACCAGGAAUUCCAUUCAUUUGUCAGAUUAAUAUUCGAGAAAUGUCCUAAUAUGCCUUAUAACUUAGAGAUCCGUCAUCUUGUCCAUCGGAUCGUUUCUCUUAAAGCCUCGCCUAAGCCCCCCUUCGCGAAUUCGAAGAAUGGCCCACGGACGUACGCUAACUGGAUUAAAGAAUUUUCCAAGCGAAGUGACGAUGCUAUGCUUCCAACUAUUCCUCGCACUCUUGAGAGCUUGAGCCGUAUCCAGCUCUUACUUCAAAGCGUUGAAAGCUGGGUAGGCCGACUUCACUACAACUUCUCCAGGUCGUACCCAUCUCAAGAUCCCCAAAGUUUCGAGAGCUUCCUCAGAACCCAGGACAUGGUCAUAGUACACGGGAAAGAUAGCCAGGAUGAGCAUUCCUUCUCAGCUGUUGAGUCGUACCGCAUUCGCCGGGCUCUCCUCCUAUUUGAACUCUAUUGUACACUUUUUCAUUGCUCUAAUCCCUGUAGAAACGGUAAACAGCACAACGUUAGAGUUUCUGAGCAAAUGUUAUUCCUUCAGUCAUUACAGCCUUUUCUCCUGACAGAAUUAGAUGCUAUAUACGGAAUGAUCGAGUGUUACCUAGAUUGGAAUUGGCAUCUUUACGGGAUACCCUGCCGCAUCUCCUUACCCCUGCAUCCUGGGCAUAAUGUAGAACCUGGUGGAGAAACACUCGAAUAUAUUAUGAGCAAGGGAUUGGAAUCGUUAAUACGGGAGGUCUCUGAUGAUAUGGUCCCACCGUAUGAAUAUAAUGACUUCGGUGCGAUCGAACGGUACUGUGCCCGAUGCAUAGUCUACGACCCAACUGGGAACUCAUUUUUUACAGCGCCUUUAAGUCACUGUUUUAGCGACUACCAAGGUUUAGACAGCAUCCGGAUCCCCACCAUGGUUCCUACAAGUAUGGUAUCCUGGAGGGGUGCCCCUGAUAGGACCAAUGGCCCGUCAUGGUUAUGUCGAACUUACUUCGACCCUGAUGAAAAGCAAAACAAAGAUCGAAUCGCAGCUUUGAUCAAAGAGGAUCCUCAUAACUGGAUGGGUCUUGCGUUUUGGGAAGAAGACCGUCUGAACCGCCACUUCAAGCUGACUGAGGAGGCUAGGAUUUCCGGUAUUGAUCCAGAAUUUCAAAGAUCGAGUUACCAAGUAACAACUGACCCAACCGAUUGGCAUACGGAGUGGUUAAUAUUUAUGGACGACCCAAAUGUAGGAUAUGUAGGCACGAGAUUACCGGACUCAGCUGCCGCCAUCUACCGAUCAAUUUUGGGAUAAUGGUUGGAAAUAGCAACUUUUUAAAGACCGACGAAAUCUCUAACAAACGAC